Medicago truncatula (barrel medic) is the source of this 2496-nucleotide messenger RNA. RefSeq names its product exocyst complex component EXO70B1. The coding region runs from base 306 to 2240 and encodes 644 amino acids. The record is from RefSeq and is a predicted model, not a curated record. Gene Ontology annotation, biological process: exocytosis. Gene Ontology annotation, cellular component: exocyst. NCBI's taxonomy places the organism in Eukaryota, Viridiplantae, Streptophyta, Magnoliopsida, Fabales, Fabaceae. Gene Ontology annotation, molecular function: phosphatidylinositol-4,5-bisphosphate binding. The transcript has a single exon.
AAAUCGAAACACACAGAAUCCACACAAACAAUCAAAGUUACCUGCAACGACUACCUGCUUCAAAGUUCAAUCCAACACAAACUGCUUUCCACGUUCACUCUUUCCUUUAUCUUCUUCUCACUUCACCACCAUCCACGUAAUUUCCCAUUAUAAUCCCAUUUAUACCAUUAACUUCUUACCCAAAACCGCGUCCCAUAAAGGGCACAUUCGUCAUUCCACCUCCCUCAUCCCUCACCAUUUCUAGAAUUCUAAGCUCUUCUCCUCAUAAGUGAUUAUCAAAAACUAAAAACAAACAUUCACUAAAAAUGUCUGAAAACGGAGAAGAGAAAUUACUCGCUGUGGCACGUCACAUAGCAAAAACGCUAGGCCACAAUAAUAACAACAUGGCUGAUGAUAUUCUUCAAAUCUUCUCUAAUUUCGAUGGAAGAUUCUCGAAGGAGAAUCUUUCUGAGAAAGUCGCUGCGGUCGAGGUUACUGACAGAGAUCCAAGAGCUUUUGCGGCUUUGGAUCACUGUCUUAAAAACCUCGACCGCCGAAUCUCUCACUACGUUUCAUCUGAUCAUCCAAUUUGGGCAGACUCUGCUGACGCUGCUGCUUUUCUCGACGCCGUUGACGACUUAGUAGCUUCCGUUGCAGAGUGGAACCACCUCACCGGUGAUAAAUCCAUCGCCACGUGUCUUGCACGCGCUGAAGAUAUGCUUCAACAUGCUAUGUUUCGUCUUGAAGAUGAGUUUCGUUCUCUCAUGGAACGCGGUGGUGAGUCGUUUGACCUAACACCGCCGUACCGGAAUAGCGAUUCGGUGAAUUUACCGUUUGAUUCUGAAGAAGAGGAUGAGGAAAUUGACGGUGGUGGUGAAGAGGAUCUGAUUCCGGUUGCCAUGCCGGUAACAGAUUACGAAAUUGUGAUUGAUGCGUUACCGUCGGCGACAAUUAACGAUCUUCAUGAGAUCGCGAAACGAAUGGUUGCCGGUGGAUUUGGAAAAGAGUGUUCGCAUGUGUAUAGCAGUUGCCGGAGAGAAUUCUUGGAGGAAAGUUUAUCGAGAUUAGGGUUACAGAAGCUGAGUAUUGAAGAUGUUCACAAAAUGCAGUGGCAAGAUAUUGAAGAUGAAAUUGAAAGAUGGAUUAAAGGUUUCAAUGUUGCUUUGAAGAUACUUUUUCCGAGUGAGCGACGAUUAUGCGAUCGCGUGUUUUUUGGAUUCUCUUCAGCUGCAGAUUUUUCUUUCAUGGAGGUUUGUAGAGGUUCUACAGUUCAGUUGUUGAAUUUCGCCGAUGCGGUCGCAAUUGGAAGCCGUUCGCCGGAGCGGUUGUUUAAAAUUCUGGAUGUGUUUGAAACAUUGCGUGACCUAAUUUCGGAGUUUGAGUUGUUGUUCUGUGAUCAGUAUAGUGUGUCUUUGAGGAAUGAGGCAAUUACUAUAUGGAAGAGAUUGGGGGAAGCAAUUAGGGGCAUUUUUAUGGAGUUGGAGAAUUUGAUUCGAAGGGAUCCGGCUAAGGCAGGUGUUCCGGGUGGUGGUCUUCAUCCGAUUACGCGUUACGUGAUGAAUUACCUUCGCGCAGCGUGUAGGUCGAGGCAGACUUUGGAGCAAGUGUUUGAAGACUAUGGACAUCCAUUGAAGGAUUAUCCUAAGAUGGAUGAUAGGAUGCAUUCAUCUUCGUCUUUGUCGGUGCAAAUGGAUUGGAUUAUGGAGUUAUUAGAGAGCAAUUUAGAAGCUAAAUCCAAAAUUUACAAGGACCCUGCUUUGUGCUAUGUUUUCUUGAUGAACAAUUGCAGGUACAUUGUUCAAAAAGCUGAAGAUAGUGAAUUAGGGACACUUUUGGGAGAUGAUUGGAUCAAAAAACACACUGCGAAAAUUCGGCAGUACCAAAUGCAGUAUCAAAGAAGCUCAUGGAAUAAGGUGUUUGGGUUUCUUAAGGUGGAGAAUAAUGGAUCAAUGCAACAGAAUGGGGUAGCUAAGUCAAUGAAAGAGAAGCUGAAAUCGUUCAACAUGAUGUUUGAUGAUUUAUGCAGGGUUCAAUCUACAUGGUUUAUCUUCGAUGAACAACUUAAAGAAGAAAUACGAAUUUCCAUUGAGAAACUCUUGUUGCCAGCUUAUGCAAAUUUCAUUGCUAGGUUUCAGAAUGUUGCUGAAGUUGGCAAACAUGCUGAUAAAUAUGUUAAGUAUGGAACAGAGGACAUUGAAGCAAAACUCAAUGAUUUGUUUCAGGGAAGCAGUGGAUCAACCGGUAGCCGAAAGCAAAGCUAAAUCUGUAUGUUUUUUGUGUGUAUGUAUUUGUUGUGUAGUUGUAAUACAAAAUUUUGAGUGUAGUUAGUUUAGUUGUAAAAGAUGUAUCAUGCCUUGUAUACUAUAAAUACUAGUAUUGUAUGUUUUUCUGCUUAUUAUCAUUAUGAGGAUUGAAAAAGUUCAGCAAUUGCUGGCACUUGAGAACCACCUGAGUUGUAUUUGUAUAACGUUUAAAAUAGUGUAAAAAGUUUUCUAAAUCAAUGAAGAUGAUUUAGCA